Symbiodinium necroappetens is the source of this 2532-nucleotide messenger RNA. The record is from the annotation of a GenBank genome assembly. NCBI's taxonomy places the organism in Eukaryota, Dinophyceae, Suessiales, Symbiodiniaceae.
AUGGAAGUCGCCAUGCUCGCUCGUCAUGCGGAGGAGCAGUCAAGUCGACUCCGAGAUCUCGAAGAGGAAGUCAGACCAAUGCAGCGUGAAACAAGGGCACUGCGUGUGCUCUGCGCCAAUGCUAUUCUCCGGCGUCUUCGAUUAUGGAGACUCAGCUUCUGCCGCGAGGUUCUCGCGAUUUGGGCCUGCAGCACGCAAAAAGAAGCACGAAAUGUCGAUCGCGAGGCAGAUGCCCUCAUGAGACAGGUGAGAAUUGCAUCUCCUCUUCUGAUCUCCUCCUCUGUGAAUGCUCUUCUGGGCACAAAAGAUGUGGAGCGACUCAAGCACUUCGUAUUGGAGGCAUGGCUCAAGGCUGCCGAGGAUCUGCGGCACCUUGCCACCCUCCAGGAGCUGCGGGAGGGAACGCGGCUAGCCGAGUCCAGGCUCACCGAAGAGAGUGCACACGCUCGUCAGCGUGCUUCCAAGGCAGUUUUAGCGUGGAUCACACAGCAAGACGUCCUGGGCGGGAGCAUGCAGGCCGAGGACGUGCGGGCGGUGCUUCAAGGGUGGGCUUUGGCGGGGGACUUACGAUUCGGGAGCCGUUGUUCUGGUAAAGGCAUGUUGGCACCGCGGUCAUGCAUGGAAGCAAUCUGGCGCAGCCGACAGCUUCACAGCGCGUCCUGGUCCCCACGCCUUCGACUCCGGGGUUUGCCUUUCGCCGCCUCCGAAGCGGACAUCCACGCUUUUCUGCAAGGCUUCGAGUUAGCUGGCAACAGCGAUGUCAGGGGCGAUGUUGAGAUUAUCAGGAGGUCGAGCGACAACUUGCCCACAGGCCAUGCCCUCGUCUAUUUCAAGGAUUGGGAGGAGGCCUGCCGUGCACGUCGCGAGAAGCAACGAGCCUAUCUCGGCAACCGCUGGAUUGAAAUGUAUGUGGACUGGCAGAGCAAGCUAAAGCACUUCAGAAAGCAGCGGGCGGAGGUCGAGAUUACGAAUCUCUGUUUGAAGACCGGCGAGUGGUUGGAUCACCUCAUGCUGUGCAAAGCACUGCAGUACUGGCAGCUGGCCGUCCUUACUCAGAUCACCUGGCAUCGGCAUUCAGAACUUGAGUUGGCGGAGCGCCGAGUGGUCCGUCAUGCUGGGGGCCUUCGAAAGGUUGCCCUCGCAGCUCAGUCUCGCAAAGCGCGGACGGUCGUGGCCCUUGCGCGCACGAGCAUUCUCGCUGGUGGGGCUCAGGUUCAGUCCAAGUCGGAUGAUUUCCGGCAUAACGUCUCCUGUUCCCGCGUUUGUUUCGGGGCCUGGGCUCGAAGUGCAGCGCUACUCACAGCGCAGAAGGUGAUCGAGACGGCCCGGAAGCAAGUCGAGCGCCAGCAGUUGACAUCCAUGCACAUGCUGUCCAGGGAGAAGGCGAGGCUGGCCGACACCGUGUUUAUGUCGAUGACUGCAACUUUUGGUGCUCGAGACGCUUCAGACAGUUUGUCUUCUGGACGCUUUCUGGUAAAACGUUGCUUUCCGUGGUGGAGACGCCAGGCUGCCUACAUGGCUGCGAAACAGCGCGUCCUGCGAAGAGAGGCAUCGAACCUGAAGCUUCAGGAGGACAUGCGUCGCUGUGGUAAGGCACAUCAACGCCGCUGGGCAUCCUGGGCUGCGAGCUCGAAGCUGCGGCGGCAACACUGGCAGCACGUACGUGAGGCCUUCCAGGCUUGGAGUCAAGCGACUUCCAAGCCAUUAGAGGACCCCAUCGAUGUCCACGGCAGGACGCUCUUCUCCGCAGAGCUGGCUCUGUCAAGGCAACCCUUCACUGGGCGGGUAGUCUUCGCGGCUUGGCGGCGAAUCAGCCAGGAGGAGAAGGCAAUGAGCCUCGAGAAGCAGACGCGAGAACUGGAGGCGCAGCUUGCACGUGCAGCGUGCGAAAAAGCUUUGUCAGUGAAGCAGCUGGAGCAGCGUCUGGCGUUCCAAGACGAUGAGGGCGGCCAGCAGGUGUCCUUCGAGUUCCAGGCAUUGCAAACUCAGAAAUUCGAGGAACGCUUGCGUAGCUUCAACUUUGGCCUCGUGAAGAGUCGGUCAAAGCCCACCGCACACCUCGAAGUUCCAAAAGAAGUUGUUGUGGCAGUCGAGGCCGAAAAACGCGCCUCCAUUCUCAUUUACAUCUCCCUCGAUGCGAUUGGGGCUUUCUCGCCGCAGUCCAUGUUGCAGGCCAUGCUUUAUUCCGACGCAACGCCCGCCGGACCAAAUCCGCAGCAGACCAUGCUCAUGCACAUGACCGGCGACGCCGGGGGUGCAGAGUUCUGUCCGUUGCCUCUAGCAAGCCGUCGCCCAUGCAACGCUGGGGCCAUUCCGGGCCCGGCGCAUGCGGAUGCCCAGACCCUGAUCGAGGAUUGUGGUUUCUCCUAUUUCCUGCUGCUCUACUUUGCAGUGCUCUCCAACCAUGUCCUUGCCAUAACACCCGUCCGUCCCCCGUCCGUCGCUAUACCAUGCUAUGUCAUGCCUAUGCUGAGCCGGACCUCCGCACCCGGUGCCGUGAGGACGAACGGGCAUGCCUACACGGAGACCUGA